AAUAUUGAUUAAGAGGAUGACCAUACGUUUAUUGAUUAAUGAAUUACACUCGUUCCUUGAUAAGAAAUUAUACGAAACCAGAAAAUAGUAUUCAUUAAAGUUUUUCGAAACCUUUAUAUUCAAGAUAGCUCCUCUCUAUGAAAUAUUUUUUUCUGUUCUUUAAAUAUCAUCAGGAUGCCCAUCAGUUUAUUUAUAUCAAAGAAGCUCGUAUCUUGCCACAAGAAAUCAUACAAAACCAGAAAAUAGUAUUAUUAAUCUUACUUAUUCACCUGAUUUUUUUCCUUUACGUAAUUUAAUUUCCC
This is a messenger RNA of Nezara viridula (southern green stink bug), 302 nucleotides long. The record is from the annotation of a GenBank genome assembly. Lineage: Eukaryota; Metazoa; Arthropoda; Insecta; Hemiptera; Pentatomidae.